This is a messenger RNA of Penicillium mononematosum, 717 nucleotides long. Its product is annotated as HHE domain protein. Lineage: Eukaryota; Fungi; Ascomycota; Eurotiomycetes; Eurotiales; Aspergillaceae. The record is from RefSeq and is a predicted model, not a curated record. Bases 1 to 717 code for a protein of 238 amino acids. The transcript has a single exon.
AUGCUCCGACGCGCCCUCCCCAUCCACCCACCCAUCCCCAAACCAAUGACAGCUCCAGCCCCAGCACGACCAAAAGCCGAAUCCCCCAAACCCCUCUUCAGCGGCAACUUCCCAACCCUCCAAACCUUCACCGAAGACACCGCAACCCCAACUUUCCACAGCCGCAUCCUCCCCGCCAUAAAACACGACCACCACGAACUCGAAUCCCACAGCAACAAGAUCCUCUCCUCAACAAACCCAAACGAAAAAACCCGCUUCCAAAACCAAUUCGUCUGGGAACUAGCCCGCCACCUAAUCGGCGAGGAACUCAUCGUCUACCCAGCGCUGAUCGAGUCCCUCCCAGACGGACAGGGAGUAGCAGAUAAAAACAGACUCGAGCAUCAGGGCGUGAAGCAGCAGUUGAAGGCGUUCCAGGGUCUUGAGUCUACGGAUACGAGGUUUGUGCCGACGCUUAAGGGGCUCAUGCGCGAUUGGGGGAUUCAUGCUAGACAUGAGGAGGAGGUGGACUUGCCCAGGCUUGAGGAGUUGUUGUCCAAGGAGGAGAGUGUUGAGUUGACUAAGUCCCUGGAUCGGGUUAAGAUCUUUGUUCCUUCCAGAUCGCAUCCGCUUGCGCCUACGGAGCCGUCCUUUGAGACGGCUGUUGGGCUUUUGACGGCCCCGAUUGAUCUUUUGGCGGAUUUGUUCCGGAAGUGGCCUGAUGGGAAGGAGAAGAAGUAG